Molecule: messenger RNA, 1554 nt
Organism: Seriola dumerili (greater amberjack)
Lineage: Eukaryota; Metazoa; Chordata; Actinopteri; Carangiformes; Carangidae
Gene: cyp17a1
Product: steroid 17-alpha-hydroxylase/17,20 lyase
Exons: 8
Coding region: 1-1554 (517 amino acids)
Biological process (GO): progesterone metabolic process; hormone biosynthetic process
Molecular function (GO): steroid 17-alpha-monooxygenase activity; iron ion binding; heme binding
Source: RefSeq, a predicted model, not a curated record
AUGGCUUGGCUUCUGUGUCUGUGUACAUUUUUGGUCGUGACUCUGGCCUUGUUAGCAGUGCAGCAGUUAAAGCUCAGAGUAUCUCUGUGUGGCCUCCAGGAGCCCCCCUGCCUCCCAGCACUACCCCUGAUCGGCAGUCUGCUGAGUUUGCGAAGUCCACACCCUCCUCAUGUGCUUUUCAAAGAACUGCAGAGGAAGUAUGGGCAGACAUACUCUUUGAUGAUGGGCUCCCACACUGUCAUCAUCGUCAACCAGCACAAAGACGCCAAAGAAGUGCUGCUUAAGAAGGGAAAGACAUUCGCAGGAAGACCCAGAACUGUGACCACAGACAUUCUGACCAGAGAUGGGAAAGACAUUGCAUUUGGAGACUACAGUGCGACUUGGAGGUUCCACAGGAAAAUAGUCCACGGAGCUCUGUGCAUGUUUGGAGAGGGCUCAGCCUCCAUCGAGAAGAUCAUCUGUGCAGAGGCCCAGUCUCUGUGCUCCGUCCUGUCUGAGGCAGCAGCUGCUGGACUCUCCCUGGAUCUGUCCCCUGAGCUGACUCGGGCUGUCACCAACGUCAUCUGCGCGCUCUGCUUCAACUCCUCCUACCGCCGUGGAGACCCUGAGUUUGAGGCCAUGCUAAGCUACAGCCAGGGCAUCGUGGACACUGUGGCAAAGGACAGCCUGGUGGACAUCUUCCCCUGGUUACAGAUAUUUCCCAAUGCAGACCUGCGUCUUCUAAAGCAGUGUGUUUCAACCAGAGACGAACUCCUACAGAAGAAAUAUGAUGAACAUAAGGCAGAUUACAGCGACCACGUGCAGAGAGACCUGCUGGACGCUCUGCUGAGAGCCAAACGCAGCGCCGAGAACAACAACACAGCAGAGGUCAGUGCGGAAUCCGUAGGGCUCAGCGAAGACCACCUCCUCAUGACUGUGGGAGACAUCUUUGGAGCCGGAGUGGAAACCACCACCACUGUGCUGAAGUGGGCCGUCAUCUACCUCAUUCAUCACCCACAGAUGCAGAAACGUAUCCAGGACGAGCUGGACAGUAAGGUGGGGGCAGGGCGGUCCCCACAGCUCAGCGACAGAGGGAAUCUGCCCUACCUGGAGGCCACCAUCAGGGAGGUGUUACGGAUCCGCCCUGUGGCCCCUCUGCUCAUCCCCCAUGUGGCCCUCACUGACACCAGCAUCGGGGACUUCACUGUGAGGAAAGGGACUCGAGUCAUCAUCAACAUGUGGUCUCUGCACCACGACGAGAAGGAAUGGAAAAACCCUGAGCUCUUUGACCCCGGUCGGUUCUUGAACAGUGACGGCACGGGUCUGGUCAUCCCGUCGUCCAGCUACCUGCCGUUUGGUGUGGGGGUCAGGGUGUGUCUGGGCGAGGCCUUGGCCAAGAUGGAGCUCUUCCUCUUCCUGUCCUGGAUCUUACAGCACUUCACCCUCUCAGUCCCACCAGGCCACGCUCUGCCCAGCCUUGACGGCAAGUUUGGCGUGGUCCUCCAGCCGGCCAAGUACAAAGUGAACGCUACGCCCAGACCGGGCUGGGAGAGGAACAAGUGCCAGGAGUGUUGA